This is a messenger RNA of Osmerus eperlanus (European smelt), 2616 nucleotides long. RefSeq names its product ribophorin II (gene rpn2). The transcript has 18 exons. NCBI's taxonomy places the organism in Eukaryota, Metazoa, Chordata, Actinopteri, Osmeriformes, Osmeridae. The record is from RefSeq and is a predicted model, not a curated record. Gene Ontology annotation, biological process: protein N-linked glycosylation. Gene Ontology annotation, cellular component: membrane; oligosaccharyltransferase complex. Bases 83 to 2011 code for a protein of 642 amino acids.
CUCCCCUUCAGAAGUAGUCUUACCUAUAGAACCCGGAAACAGUCGCCGGUUUUUGGUGACGCUGCAUUAGAAACGGCAAGACAUGGCACAGCCUCGAUUGUUCAGCUUGGUCUUUCUUACCCUGGCUCUUGGAGCCCAGGCUCUGACCCCAUCCCAUUAUCUUUCUCGCUCUGAUGUGGAGAGACUUCAAGCCCUAAUGAGGCAGCCCUUUACGGAUCUUGAAUCUGCAUACUACUCCAUUGUUGGUCUUGGUAAACUUGGGUCUUCCAUUGCUGAUGAAGGUGAUGCCUGCCAGUUCCUGAAGUCCAAGCUUGACCCCACGAGUGUUGAUUCCCUCUUCUUUGCUGCCGAGUCCAGUCAGGCUAUUUCAGGAUGUGAGAUUCCGGUGUCAAACGAGACUCGGGACCUUCUACUAGCAGCAGUCAGUGAAGACUCCAGUGUGACUCAGAUCCAUCGGGCUGUGAGUGCCAUCAGUUCUCUGGGGCUGCCUCUUGCCUCACAGGAGGUUGUCAGUGCCCUUGCUGCCAGGAUUACGAAGGAGGACAACGUUUUGGCGAUCACACAGGCUCUUCUGACCGCCGCUCGGCUCUCCCAGCAGGCAGAGCUUGGGGGGAUCCUGGAGGAGAUUGAGGAUCUUGCUGCACGCCUGGAUGAUUUGGGUGGAGUAUAUCUGCAGUUUGAGGAGGGACUUGAGGCAACUGCCUUGUUUGUGACUGCAGCCUAUUCUCUGUCAGACCAUGUGGAUAUGGAGCCCCCUUUGAAGGAGGACCAGGUCAUCCAGCUGGUGAACUCUGUUUUUAGCAAGAAGUCCUGGGAUUCGCUAUCUGAAGCCUUCAGUGUUGCCAGUGCUGCUGUUGCCUUGUCCAACAACCGUUUCCAUGUGCCAGUCAUUGUCAGUGCCCAAGGGCCUGCCACGGUGUCUCACAGCCAGCCCACCCUCCAGCUUCUAGUUACUAAUGUGCUUUCCCAGCCCCUGGCCUCAGCCAGUGUGGUGGUGGAGUCUGCUAAUGCCCUGGCUUCCAAGAGCGUCAUCCUCAGCCAGGCACCUUUCACCUUAAGAGAUGGUGUUUUUGAGCUGAACUUCAUGGCCAGCCAGCCAGCUAGCGGAUAUUACCAGUUCACUGUGGCUGUGACUGGGGACAGCAGAUUUGUUGCCAAUCAAGUUGAGAUGAAAGUGAAGGUCUCUACUGAAGUUGCCAUCACUAACAUGGAUUUGUCUGUGGUGGAUAAGGACCAGAGCAUUGGCACUAAGACAACCAGGGUGGAAUACCCCUUCAAGGCCAAGACCUCCUUUACCGCUGAUGGCCACCAGAACUUUGCCAUGUCCUUCCAGUUAGUGGAUGUCAACACUGGAGUUGAGCUCACCCCCCACCAGACAUUUGUCAGGCUGCACAAUCCGAAAACAGGCCAAGAGGUUGUGUUUGUGGCAGAGCCAGACAGUAAGAACCUUUACAAGUUUGAGCUGGACACCGCAGAGAGAAAGUCUGAGUUUGACUCAAUGUCUGGAACCUAUGCUCUCCACCUCAUGGUUGGAGAUGCUACUCUGGAGAACCCCAUUUUGUGGAGCGUGGCGGAUGUAGUUCUCAAGUUUCUCGAUGAGGAGGCUCCAGCCACCAUCCAGUCUAAGACCCUAUAUGUGCCAAAACCAGAUAUUCAGCAUCUGUUCCGUGAACCAGAGAAGAAGCCUCCCACGAUGGUGUCCAACACCUUCACCGGCCUGAUCCUCUCCCCCUUCCUCCUCCUGCUGGUGCUGUGGUUGAAACUAGGGGCCAACAUCUCCAACUUCAGCCUAUCUCCCAGCUCAGUUCUUUUCCAUAUUGGCCAUGCAGCCAUGCUAGGUCUGAUGUAUGUCUACUGGACCCACCUCAACAUGUUCCAGACUCUGAAGUACUUGGCCAUCAUCGGCAGUCUCACUUUCUUGGCUGGGAAUCGCAUGCUGGCCCAAAAAGCAGUAAAGAGGAUUGCUGCAGAGCAAAGUAGUAGAUUGGCAAAAUAUAGGAGCCUGCGGUAAAGGCCUCUAUUCAUAUACAAAAUGGCCAGUCUUCCGGGUUAAAAAUUGAAAGUAAAUGAAGACAAAACAUAGAAGAAGAUUGAAGAUGCUUAAACAUUUGUUUCCAAGAAUUGAAGGACACAAAGUCAAAAUGGCAUAUUACGUGAAUUCCUUUUUUGUUUGUGUUAUCAGUGUGUCUUAAAAUGUCAGAACUGAAGCUCACUGAUAAGACAUUCUCUCACUGCAGGCUUUAAAGCUAUCACUUCUUGCACUUCAUCUUGUGAUUUUUUUGACAGUGGGCUAUGGUCGUUUUUAUGGUUUCUUUAUGAAAUUUGAAUGGAUUGGGGUUUUUGUACAUUCUUGUUUUCUAUUUCUGAAUGUCUGUCUCACCACUGAAGUUAGCACCCAGUUUUACAACAUGUUUAAGUGCAUUGAAAGUGUCAUUACUGGCAUGGUCAACAUCAAGAACCUUUCAUGGAGCCAUAUAAGAUUAGCUUGUACAAGUACUGAAUUAAAUGUUUUCCCCUUUGAUAAAAACAAUUCCAUGUGGAGAAGAGAAUAACUGAUGGGUAAUUCCAGAAAAUCAGAUGUUUUGUAAUGAAAGGAAAUAAAGAAAAUGAGAAUUA